AUGGCUAUGAAACUUUACGGUGCCGUUGGUUCAACCGCUACUCUCCGUGUUAAGGCUUGUCUCGCUGAGAAGGAGAUCGAUUAUGAGUUCGUUACAAUCAACAUGAGCAAUAAGGAACACAAGACUCCUGAAUUUCUGUCCCGUAACCCGUUCGGUCAGGUUCCGGCGCUUGAGGAUGGUGAUCUCAAGCUGUUUGAAUCAAGGGCCAUUACUAAAUACCUGGCUCUCACCUACCCCGAAAACGGAACCAAUCUGAUGAUGCACGACAAAAAAACAAUGGCAGUAGUUGGCGUGUGGAUCGAAGUCGAGUCACAAAAAUUCGAGCUGAUUGGAUCAAAACUAGCAUGGGAGCUAGCAUACAAACCCAUGUUCGGUUUGACAACCGACGACGCUGUUGUGGAAGAGAACGAGAAGAAGCUGGAGCAAGUGCUCGACGUGUACGAAUCACGGUUGUCCGAAAGCAAGUAUUUGGGUGGUGAUGUCUUCACAUUGGCGGAUCUUCACCACCUUCCUGUUUUGAAAUUUUUGUUUGGAACAAAGGUGAAGAAGCUGUUCGACGCGCGAUCACAUGUCAGCGCGUGGGCUGCUGAUAUCCAGUCCAGGCCUGCUUGGGUGAAAGCAACCACGGCUUGAUUGAUUUUGUGGUGU
This is a messenger RNA of Helianthus annuus (common sunflower), 648 nucleotides long. Its product is annotated as glutathione S-transferase-like. Gene Ontology annotation, molecular function: glutathione binding; glutathione transferase activity. NCBI's taxonomy places the organism in Eukaryota, Viridiplantae, Streptophyta, Magnoliopsida, Asterales, Asteraceae. The record is from RefSeq and is a predicted model, not a curated record. The transcript has 3 exons. Bases 1 to 633 code for a protein of 210 amino acids. Gene Ontology annotation, cellular component: cytoplasm.